Messenger RNA from Sus scrofa (pig), 8656 nucleotides. RefSeq names its product zinc finger and BTB domain containing 41 (gene ZBTB41). Gene Ontology annotation, biological process: regulation of DNA-templated transcription. Lineage: Eukaryota; Metazoa; Chordata; Mammalia; Artiodactyla; Suidae. Gene Ontology annotation, cellular component: nucleus. The record is from RefSeq and is a predicted model, not a curated record. Gene Ontology annotation, molecular function: DNA-binding transcription factor activity, RNA polymerase II-specific; protein binding; RNA polymerase II cis-regulatory region sequence-specific DNA binding.
CUGCGCGCGCGGUUGACGUGUUCGGUGGCUGCUGCGGCGGCGGCGGGGCUGGGAGGGGAAGGGCGGGCGGGGCGGGGGGCUGAACCCGGAAGUGGGUCGGCGCCGGGGCGAGCGCGCCCGGAGUGGAGCUCGGCGGCCGGGAUCCAGCGGGGAGCCCUCGGUUCCCGACCAUGCACCCCUCGGGCACGCCCCUCCAGAAGCCGUUAUCUAAGACAAUCUAGUUUUCCUUUGUAAAUCCCUCAAGACACUUAUGAAGUUUCUUGUUCUGAAAUUGCUGUACUGCAAUGAAGAAAAGGAGAAAGGUUACUUCACAUCUUGAGAAGAUCCAUCUAGGCUAUCAUAAAGAUUCUUCAGAUGGAAAUGUGGCAGCGGAGUGUGAGCAAAUAACCUGUACUCAUUCCACAGAAAGACCAGCUCCUGACACUCUUCGCUGUUAUCAGGAACUUCCUCCCUCUCCGGAUCAGAGAACACUUUUGAGUUCUUUGCAGUACAAUAAGAAUUUGCUGAAGUAUUUAAAUGACGAUAGGCAGAAGCAGCCGUCUUUCUGCGACUUGCUUAUCAUAGUAGAAGGAAAAGAAUUUAGUGCCCAUAAAGUUGUUGUUGCUGUUGGCAGUAGUUAUUUUCAUGCGUGUUUGAGCAAAAAUCCAAGCGCUGAUGUUGUCACCCUGGAUCAUGUAACACACUCAGUUUUUCAGCAUUUGCUUGAAUUUCUUUACACAUCAGAAUUUUUUGUGUACAAAUAUGAAAUCCCUCUUGUUUUAGAGGCUGCAAAAUUUCUGGAUAUUAUAGAUGCAGUUAAGCUGCUGAAUAAUGAAAAUGUUGCCACUUUUCAGUCUGAGCUAACUGAAAAGUCAUCACCGGAAGAAACACUCAGUGAAUUAACUGGAAGACUAUCAAAUAAUCAUCAGUGUAAAUUCUGUAGUAGACAUUUUUGUUACAAGAAGUCUUUAGAGAAUCAUUUGGCGAAAACCCAUAGGUCCCUUUUAUUAGGGAAAAAACAUGGGUUAAAAAUGCUGGAAAGAGGUUUUUCUGCAAGAAGACCAAAACGGAAUCGGAAGUGCCCUGUUAAGUUUGACGACACCAGUGAUGAUGAACAGGAAAGUGGUGAUGGGUCCGACAAUUUGAAUCAAGACCAUUUUGAUAAGGAAAAGUCAGAUAGAAAUGAUUCUGAGGAUCCUGGAAGUGAAUAUAAUGCUGAAGAAGAUGAGCUAGAAGAGGAGAUGUCAGAUGAAUACUCUGACAUUGAAGAACAGAGUGAAAAAGAUCAGAAUGAUGCCGAAGAGGAGCCUGAAGCUGGUGAUUCUGUAGGGAGCAUUCAUGAGGGGUUAACCCCUGUAGUCAUUCAGAACAGUAACAAAAAAAUUUUGCAGUGCCCCAAAUGUGAUAAGACAUUUGACCGCAUAGGGAAAUAUGAGAGCCACACGCGUGUCCACACAGGUGAGAAGCCCUUUGAGUGUGAUAUUUGUCACCAGCGCUAUUCGACAAAGUCUAACCUAACUGUUCACAGAAAGAAGCACAGUAAUGAAACAGAAUUUCAUAAGAAGGAGCACAAGUGCCCUUAUUGUAAUAAACUUCAUGCAAGCAAGAAGACUUUAGCCAAGCAUGUUAAGAGAUUUCAUCCAGAAAAUGCACAAGAAUUUAUUUCCAUUAAGAAGACUAAGAGUGAAAGUUGGAAAUGUGAUAUUUGUAAGAAAUCUUUCACUCGAAGACCGCACUUGGAGGAACACAUGAUUCUGCAUUCUCAAGAUAAACCUUUUAAGUGUACCUAUUGUGAAGAGCAUUUCAAAUCACGAUUUGCACGAUUAAAGCAUCAGGAAAAGUUCCAUCUGGGUCCUUUUCCAUGUGAUAUAUGUGGUCGCCAGUUUAAUGACACUGGAAAUUUGAAACGCCAUAUAGAGUGUACCCAUGGUGGAAAGAGAAAAUGGACUUGCUUUAUCUGUGGAAAAUCAGUACGAGAAAGAACUACUUUGAAAGAACAUUUGAGAAUCCACAGUGGAGAAAAGCCUCAUCUUUGUAGUAUUUGUGGGCAAAGUUUUCGUCAUGGAAGCUCAUACAGACUUCACUUACGAGUACAUCAUGACGAUAAAAGAUAUGAGUGUGACGAAUGCGGGAAAACGUUCAUUCGCCACGAUCACCUUACAAAGCACAAGAAAAUACAUUCAGGUGAGAAGGCCCAUCAGUGUGAAGAAUGUGGCAAGUGCUUUGGCCGUAGGGACCACCUCACUGUUCAUUACAAGAGCGUGCACCUUGGGGAGAAGGUGUGGCAAAAAUAUAAAGCAACCUUUCAUCAAUGUGAUGUUUGUAAGAAAAUUUUUAAAGGCAAAUCAAGUCUGGAAAUGCAUUUUCGGACGCAUUCAGGUGAAAAACCAUACAAGUGUCAGAUUUGCAACCAAUCUUUCCGAAUCAAGAAAACUUUAACAAAACACCUGGUGAUUCAUUCCGACGCGCGGCCUUUCAACUGUCCACACUGCAAUGCCACGUUUAAGCGGAAAGACAAGCUGAAGUACCACAUCGACCACGUGCAUGGCAUAAAGUCUCCUGACGAUCCUCUCAGCGCUUCCGAGGAAAAACUCGUAUCCUUGCCGGUGGAGUACUCAUCCGAUGAUAAAAUUUUUCAAACCGAAACAAAGCAGUACAUGGACCCGCCCAAAGCUUACCAGUCGGAAGCCAAGACCAUGUUCCAGAACGUGUCGGCGGAGGUUUGUGUCCCCGUGACCCUGGUGCCCGUGCAGAGGCCCGACUCGCAGAGCGACCUGGUGCGCCACACCACCACCCUCCCGCCCCCUGCCCACGAGAUCUUGUCGCCGCAGCCACCCUCCGCCGAUUACCCGCGAGCAGCCGACUUGGCGUUUCUGGAGAAAUACACUCUUACUCCGCAGCCCGCAAACAUAGUUCAUCCAGUGCGCCCCGAACAAAUGCUGGAUCCUAGAGAACAGUCUUAUCUCGGAACGUUAUUGGGCCUGGAUAACGCCCCUGCUGUACAAAAUAUUUCUAACAGCGAGCAUCACUCAUGAGUAAAUCGAAACAUUCCACAGACCGUGUCGAGGGCUACGCAGCAAGUGUAGCCUAGAGCUGGCGGCUUUCGAAUCAGUGGGGCUGCUAUUUUUUCAUUUUCUCUGGUUUCUCAAGUCCUCAGAACCAUGUCAAAUCAAGAAAAAUACGUAUCUCUGUUUACCGAACAUGAAUAUUUGGAUGCAUUUUGAGGUAUACUAUUUGAAAUGGACAUUUUUGUGAUUUUUAAAGAUUAUUUAGUGCUAAUUUUUAAUGAGUUCGCUAACUUCCCAAAACUAUUAGCUGUUGACCUUAUGAGGGUAUUUGUUUUUAAAUCGUCAGUGGAAAUUUUUAUUCAUCUUUGGUCUCAUUCCUCUUUUUUCCCUUCCCUGUUUUCCAAACAAAUGUUAAGGACCAUGUAGCCUUUAAGAAAGAAUAUAAGAGUAUACUGAUAAUCGCAACUGUUCUUUAUUCUACGAUGCAUUGUUAUUUUUUUUUCCAGAUUUUUAAAAAUUUUAAAUUUCCAUAAAUUUAGGAAAUGGCAUUUAUGAGAAAGAUUUGAAUAGUUCUGUGUUCUGUUUUAAUUUGCUUAUAAUUUCGGCUUACACUCCUUUGGUUUUUUUGACAAACUCAAAGCCAAGAAAGCUAACCAACGAAAGAUUAGAAGUGAAAUGUAGAAUUGAGAUAAUGAUCCAGAUGUCUGGUUUUUGCCUAGGCUUCAAUUAUGAUGAAUAGGAAAUGCAAAUAUAGGUCUAGGCAUUAAUUGUACAUGUUGAAAACGUGUUCAAAGCAAGAUAUGAUGGUUUUAACUAGAUAAUCUUUCAAGGUAAGUUCACCUUUUGUAUUCUGCCAUUUAUUUCAGAAACAUCAACAAUAUGUCCCAGCAUAUAUCUUCAUUUUACUAUGGAAGGGGCAGUUAUAACUAAAUGAAAAUUAACACGCUACUUUUGGUCUCAUUUCCCUUGGCUAACUGAAACUCUGGGAAUCAGAACCUGGAGGGAGAUUUCAUAUAUCAUUGUUAGAAAAAGUGCCAAAUUAGAAAAUUCAUGUCUAAUUAAACUUAAUGUUUACUUUAAUUAAAGGGAACCACUACUUGUAUACAGAUUUACAUUAAUAUGUAAUCUAGUCCUUUAUUUUUGCUUUAUUCAUAAGCCUCAAGUCUGUAAUUAUCCUUGAUCUUUAUUUUUGUAUGAGACAAAAGUUGAGGACUUGGUGAAGGGAAAUAGCAGUUAGAGCAAAACCUCACUGAUUAAAAUUAAAUGAGAAAAAAGUCAGUCACAAUUGUAAAAUACCUUUAAAGAUGUGCACUUUCCAUAUCUUCAAGUCAAUUGAAACUUAAAACUAGGAGAAUGUUUCCUAGUAGAGCUGCUUGAAGGAUUAGAGAAUAGGCAGGGUUGAUUUAUUACUAGCAUGUCAUUUGUAUGUAAACUACUGGAAAAUAGCAGUUUUAAGAGUUUUCUAUUUCAGUUUUGUUUACACUCCUAAUUGCUUUAAGCACUUUUUUGUGUGUAAAGUCUGGCCCAGCCCUUGUGAAAAAAAAAAAAAAAAAUCACAAAUAAAAUAAUGAAGUUUUAGUGGAUAAAAUUUAACCACUUAAUAAUGUGGAAACUUGUUUGCUGAAGCACUUAAGAAAUGAAGGUACUUUACAGGAAUAUUCACCACUCUGGUGGAAGUGAAACAAAAGAAAAAAAUUGUUGAGAAUUAGGGCAGUUAACCAAAGGAGCUCAUAUAAAUAAUAAAACCAACCUGAAUUUUGCCUCAUUUAUCUAAGUUUGGUUGUAAUUAUCCUAGGACUAGUGGAUAUAAUUAAUGUAUUAAUUCUUUUUAAAGCAUUCUUACUUGUGUGUGGAAAUGUUAUGUCUGGGGUACUUACAUGAUAGAACUUGACUAUAUGAGGUACUAUUAGUCUUUCAAAUUGACUUUAAAAAUGUAUAUCUUUAUGAUUUUUAUCAUAAAGACCUACAAGACUUGUAACUAAAAAACUUAGUAUGAUGAAAAGAAAUCAUAUCUAAAAAUGUACCCUGCCUUGCAUAUAAACCAAUGUAGAAGUUUGGACUUAUAAAAAGGCAAAUGGUAUAUAUGUGUAUGUGUGUGGUAUAUUAUAUAUUUGGUAGCAGAAAAAGAAAGUGUUGCAUUUUCACAUUCAGAAGAAUACUUUGCUUUUUGAAGGUAUUGACUUUAGGGUUCUUUUAAUAAUAAUCUCCUAAUGCUUUAAAUAGAUGAUUUGAUUGUAGGAGUUGGUUUACAGUAUAGAACUUUUCUGAUAUACAUCUCUUUUAUAAAGUGAAACAUGAUUAUAUUUAGUUUUUACCGUAGAGAACUUAAACUUGAAUAGUAGUUUACUGUUUUAUAAAAUGCUUUCCCAGUUAUCUCAUUUAAACCUCAUAACCAGCUCUGAAAGGACAUGCCGUAUUCCCAUGUUAGAGAUAAAAGAAUCCAAGGUUAAGCCCACAUCAUUAGUAAGUGGCAGAGCUACUAAUAGGGGGGAAAAAUGGAUUAAGCAUUAAUGAAUGCUUACCAUGUGCUGGGCACUGCAUUUUCUCACGUAAUCUUAAAUAGUCUGGGAGGUAGGUAGUAUAAUUUUUAUGAAGAAAUAGUCUCAGUGAGUGAACAAACAGACAAAUCCACUGCCUCUAAUCUCCAAAUUAGAAUAUAAGAAAUUUUACAAUUGCGAAAACCUCAUGGAUUUGGGCAAACUGAAUGUAUAUGUUUUUGAAGUUGGCACAAAAAUGUAUGAAAUGAGGCCUGCUUUUUUCAGUUAACUUUUUGUCAUAUUUGAUUUGGAGUAUUUUGGACAAAUGUUCCAUUAACUCUAAAAUCCAUUAAUUCUAUAACUAUACUUAAAUUUUUGAAUCUUGCAACUAAGUUUAUUUUGUGAGCAUAAUUUAUUGUUUUAAAUUAAUUUUGUAGCUGAUAGCAGUUAGCACUUAAUAUGUACAUUGAAUAAUUUAUCAAAUGUAGAAAUUUGUUAACCUAAUCAGUUUUUACUUAAAUGCACCAAAGAUUUUUAGUAGGUAUUAAAAUAGUUUAAAAGAAUUUAAAUUCUUUGUUGUUUGAAUAAAUAUUUGUCCAAAGAAGCACAUUUGAAGUCCUAGGAUUAUGGGUUUUUUAAAAAAAAAAUUGUUAGUUUGGAUACUAAGGUUAAGUAUUAAGUGUUUGUGUUUAUAUGUAUAAAAAUAAGAACAGAAGAAAAUACUCUGGGAAUAGUCAUACUGACAAACCAGUUACUCAGUUUUCCUCAGUUUAAUUAAUUGAAUGUUAUCUUUUAAGUGGACACUAUUAAAUGCUAAAUAAUAAGCUUAUUUUUUACACUACACUAUUAAAAUAAUUUUGCCUUAGAAUUUUUUUUAAGACAAGUUGAAGAUUUUUUUAUGAGAAACCCCACCUAUUUUUUGCAGCCUAAAAUACCACUUAGGAUUAGAGUUUGUUCUUCAUGCCAGCAGGAUUUCACCAACAACUGUAAAGGCAGUGAUCUUUGAAUACCUUUAGGUAAUUUAGUCAUUCAUUGCUGGGAGAAGAGUAGCAAAAAUAGGGUUUUAAACUGGUGCUUUAUUAAGUGACUCCUUUAAAGUGAUGGUAGGUCAUGAAGUAGGUACACUAAUAAUUUUCCAUCAACUUAAAAGUGUCAAAACAUCUUUGCAGAGUAACUGUAAGCUGUAAGUUAAGGGCUAAUACGUAUUUCAGUGUCAUUCCUCGCUUUUUCACUCUAUAAUUACAAACAAAUUGAGAACACCAUUAACUCGUCUGUAUGUAAGUUUGCAUUCUCUUCCAAGCAGAUCACUCUGCUGUCUCAUUGGUGGAAGGUCAGACGUGGAGCAUCAGCCUUGACAGUGACAGUGUCCUUUUGUAUGUGCCCAUCUUCUCUGGGUUGAAGGCUUCGUGUCUUUUCAAUGCACAGUAGUUGCUUGGAGUUGACUCUGCUGGCUAGAUUGUGCUGGUUAAUAAAUAAUUGUGGUUGCUUUGUUGUUGGUAUGUAUUUGUCUUAUGUUUGUGUUGCCUGCUGGUCAGGCAACACUUCUUUUAGGUUGCUUUAUGUUUUUGUAGGAAAACUGGCACCAACUACUAGUGUGAAUUUUUUUUUUUUUUUUUUUUUUAAUCUCUACUAUUGUGGCCUUUCUGGUUACUGUGAAGCCACUCCUGGGCCUGUCUCCAGAUGCUCUUCAGAGGCAUCUGACAAGUAAAAUAAAAAGAGUGUGUCUGCCUCUCUGUCUCCUUCUCCUGUCCUCUCCACCUUUUCUUGUUAAUAAUCAGUUACCCAACCACCCAGCUCUACACUGAACAGCUUCUUUUUGCAGUUUGCCUAAAAGUGAACCAGAGGUGAUGGUGUGAGAUGAGUCUCUCGUUAGGAGCAGCAAACAACCCAAGCAACUUGAGACAACUUGAGUUGAUGGAACCCAGGAAGAAUUAGGGCUUUUAUAGUCGUAUUUGGAUUAUUCUGAGAUUCAGUGCCAAAUCUGAAAUGACUCAAAUGUAUUUUUUAAUGAAGAACAAGUAGCAUUUCUAAAACGUUGAAAAGUGUUAUAGUAAAUGUUACUUACUAUUAGAUCAAGUGAUGGAUAAUGUGAGAAUAGUUUUCUUAUAAUUUCUAGGAACCACAGACAGUUCCCUUUAGAUCCUCCCCUUGCUUUUGCACGUUCCUCUCCUGGUAACGUCUCUAGUGGGUUUGGGAGAGUAUUGUUCCCUCAUUUCUUCUCAGCUUCUUUCUGCUUCAAGGUACUUUUGUCCUGGAAUCGUUGCAUGCUUUCUGCUCUUCCUUUCUGGAAGUGGCUUUAAUGAGGUAGAAGGAACAGCACUGGGUCUCUUGGAGGAUGAGCGGAAGGUCUGGUAGGGAGAGCACCUGCGCUGCAUUUACUCUUCAUCUUCCAACUUGCUGUGCCCUGAUCCUGAGUCUAGGACUAUUGCAAAAUCCCAAACAAUUUAAAUUUAGCCUCUGCAGCCGUUUAUAUAAAGAGAAAAUAAGAAUUACAUCCAGAAAAUAGAGGUCAUCAAAGAUGAGUAUACUUCCUUUGUUCUGCUUUUUUCCAAAUUCUUAGGUUCAAGAAGUAAUUUUGGUGCUUGUAUUGCUUUGGGAGAUUCUAAACAUUUCUUGAAUGGAGAGCAUGUAGGCGUCUCGGUAUUUCACCUCUUUGCUUGGUAUUCCUGCUUGCGUUACAUACAGUUGGACAGUGAACUGUGGUGUAAAGACAAAAUUUUUAUUCCUCAACAAUCAAGACUUUUCUUAUCUGUGGAUAAGAAAUUACAGCUGUAUCACAGUUGAUGAGUGCAGCUGCCAGAAAGUGAGCAGAGGUGGGCGUUUGGCUGCUCCGUGUUCUGUAGGAAACGUUCUGGUUACGGGAUUUAUGCUGUACAUUAAAAUGGAAAUGCCUUUGAACUUAGUUUUCAGUCUCCAAUCUUAAGUUUUUGUUUUUAAUCAUUAAGGACUCUUUCAAAAACAAUUACAAAGAAAAAUCUAAACUAUCAAGACUCAUUAUUUUGUCAACUGUGUGUAAAGUAUCUUGUGAGUUUUAUAGAUCUUUUGACUGUCUCGUGUUUUCUCAGUACCAACGUCUUUAUGGAAAAAUUCAGUUCUCUGUGAAGACUAGGAAAUGUGUUGUAUAUUGAAUUAGUUCCUUGUGUUGUUUUGAUAUUUAAAAUAAAUAUAAAGUUCUUUGGUCCUAAUAAAGCA